Messenger RNA from Drosophila obscura, 2616 nucleotides. It is a transcript of the gene spz4, whose product is annotated as protein spaetzle 4. Lineage: Eukaryota; Metazoa; Arthropoda; Insecta; Diptera; Drosophilidae. The transcript has 3 exons. Gene Ontology annotation, biological process: central nervous system formation; regulation of Toll signaling pathway; innate immune response. Gene Ontology annotation, molecular function: growth factor activity; Toll binding. The record is from RefSeq and is a predicted model, not a curated record. The coding region runs from base 504 to 2315 and encodes 603 amino acids. Gene Ontology annotation, cellular component: extracellular region.
CUAAAGCUGGUGCUGUCUUUGGCGUCGUUGGCGCAGUUGCAAACGUGAGCGCGAAGCGUGUGAACGUGAUUUUGAUUUUCGGCCUGGGACUUGGGACUUCCUUCUCCACACGGUCUUGCAGCGGUUACACUGGGAAAAGCCAGAGAGCCCAGCACGAAAGCGGGGCACCAGAGGUCGCGGAAAACUGCAUCCCAUCCAAGCCGAGCGAAAACUCUGUGUGUAGUUAAAUGAAAAUAUGGAUUUUACCGCUAAUUGUUAUCCCGAAUGUGUAUGUGGAUGUGAUCCCGAGUGUGCGACACUUUCGUCAGCUGCUGAUCGGCGGACGGACAUAUAGGCCGUUCCACUCCGAGCAAUAAUUUCCGCCGCGUAGUGUCUUUGUCCAACAUUGCCGAAUCCUUGACAGAUUUCUAUUUGCCAUUAAGUUUUGCAUUUGCCAUUCGCCAUUUGCCAUUUGCCAUUCGGCAUUCGGCAUUGGGAGAGUGUCAAUCGAGUGAAAGUGAACAAUGAAGCGCACCCAAAUGGAUAGGCGGUUGCGGAUCACACAGCUAAUAACGGACGAUGUCAUCCUAUGUCUACUGCUGGUCGUAAUGGUAGCCCUGCCCAUUGUCGCCACAGGCUUCGGCUUCGACUCGGCCAACUCUUGCACACCCAAUGGCAAGAUGUCGCGUCGCGGCAGAGCCCAGAUGCUGGCGGCCAUUCCCUGCGAUCUGGGGAAGCAGGCCUUCUGCCAUCUGCCCGGAACCGCGUAUCCCUGGCAUGCAGUGCGGCGAUUUGUGCAUGAGAACCAGGGACUGAUGAAGCGCAUGUACGGGGAUGUGCGACACAUAUCCAUACUGCGCGAUGAGAUCCAGAACAACGAGGUGGAUGACGAUGAUAUGGAGGACACCGCUGAGCGUUACAGCAAGGAUGGAGGACGUCGCAGCGCCAAGUAUCUGAUGCAUGGUCGGGAUAGGGAUCGGGAUCGGGAUCGUGAUCGUGACCGGGAUGACUUUGUGAGCUACAAAGGGAACGAUGUGCUCAUGGAGCCGCACUUCCGACCAGUUUCCACGACCACGACGACGACUACAAAGGGAACGACAACAACGGAGGCGCCAUCCACCACCAGUACCACGGCCAGAAGCUCCACCUCCAGCCCCACGACAUUGCCACCCACCUCCACCUCGAAUUCAACCAGUACGAGCACCACAGCUGCUGCUCCUCUUGAGAAUCCCCCAGUAGUUCCCAAUCCGGACUCGAACAGUGUCUACGAGGUUCCCAUCUCAACGAGCACCAGCACCACUCCAUCGCCGGGCAGUGCGGGGACUGGGGACAACAUCCAAAUCAUCGACUCGCCUCAGUUGGGCUUGCGGAAUCUCAGCAGCGAGGUGCAGGCGGAUGCUCCGACACCCACGACUCUCAGGCCCACCACAGGGCCCAAUAAAAGCUCCGCAGCCACGGCCAGUCGGAGGAGAAAGCCUGCAGAAGCCGCCACCAUUUCGGCCACUCUGAGGGCUGUGCCCACGACGACAACCACAGCGGCUCCAAGCACCACAGCCACCGUGCUGAUACGUCGCAAUGCGACCAAAUCCUCGCCUGCAAUCUCCCCAUCGGUGACUACGCCCGUCAGCUUUGCUUCCCUGUUCUCCGGCUCUUCGACAGGCUUCAGUCCGGAGAAGCAGCGUAGGCCGCUGACCACCAGCACCACAGCAGCGCCCACGCCAGCUCCAGCGCCAGGACCAGGACCAGCUCUUGUUCCAGCUCAGACAGGAGCCGCAACAAAAGCGGGACUGGUGCGCGAGGGUCAACUCUUUCAGGAUGCCAUGAAGCAGGAGCCAGUGGCGGUGAGCAGCAACAUGCGCGGAGUCAAUGCCUGUCCGGUGAAGGAUGAGGUGGUGGCCCCUUUUUGGGCGAACAACACACGCGGUGAGGUCCUGGCCCUGCUCAAUCUGUAUCCGUUCGAGCAGUACGUCCACUGGGAGAAGUGCACCCAGGAGUUCAAGCAGAUGUUCUGCCGCGAUGGCUGCCGCUGCGAGCAGCAGUAUCGGCUGCAUCGUCUGCUCGCCUACGAUCCGCACAACGAGUGCCGCGGCAUCUUCUCCGACUGGUUCCGCUUCCCCUCCAGCUGCAUCUGCAAGUGCUACAACAUACCGAUGGAGUUCCGGGCCACCUCACGCAGUCCACGCUCCGACAGCAGCUUCGAUGCGCCGCAGGAGCGACUGGCACCGAGGGCGGACCCCAUUGAGGCCGCAGAGGCUGAGGUGCAGCGAGCCAUCUACGAUCAUGCCACCGAGGAGUGGUAUAGGCCACGCGAUGAUUUCGACUUCUUCGAUGGAUAGUUCCCAGAGAGCAUGAAUCCAUCAAUUGUACAGUAGCUGAAUAGAAUAUUUCUUUUAGAUUUAAUGGAGUACCCGCACCCUCCCGCAAGAUCUUUCAGUCUCACUUUCCAGCUAGUCUAAGGGCUACGAACAUUAAUAGCACCCAUUUGAAUAGCAUAAUCAUAGCAUUUAGAUUAUCGUUUAAGCGUGGGCACUAUGUCAUUGUAAAUAUAGGCAGACAUAGUGCCCGAUUUAGCCAACACUUUGAAGAGCGAAUGUACCUUGAAAUACUUUUUGAACAUAUCGCGGCCCACGUGCCGUG